Molecule: messenger RNA, 4731 nt
Organism: Carcharodon carcharias (great white shark)
Lineage: Eukaryota; Metazoa; Chordata; Chondrichthyes; Lamniformes; Lamnidae
Gene: ercc4
Product: excision repair cross-complementation group 4
Exons: 11
Coding region: 79-2799 (906 amino acids)
Biological process (GO): double-strand break repair via homologous recombination; resolution of meiotic recombination intermediates; nucleotide-excision repair involved in interstrand cross-link repair
Cellular component (GO): nucleotide-excision repair factor 1 complex
Molecular function (GO): single-stranded DNA endonuclease activity; damaged DNA binding; single-stranded DNA binding
Source: RefSeq, a predicted model, not a curated record
GCGCCGGUUCCGGCGGCCACCCGGUCUCUGGGGCGACAGACAGACGGACAGACAGGCGGCGGCGGCCGGCGGGGGGAAAUGACUCCUCUCCUGGAACACGAGAGCCAGAUCUUCCUGGAUUUAUUCCACGAGGAUGGGCUGGUCAUCACGGCGAAGGGGAUGGGGGUGGACAGGAUUCUCUUUAACUUCCUGAAGCUGUACAGUGACCCCGGCAACUUGGUCCUGGUGCUCAACACUAAUGUCGCCGAGGAGCAAUAUUUUAUUGAGCAGCUACGUUCGGAAGGAGUAUCCCAUCUUCCUCGCAUUAUCACCAAUGAAAUUCCAAGUAAUGAGCGUUAUACGGUAUACACUGAAGGUGGGGUCUUGUUUGUGACCAGCCGGAUUCUCGUCGUCGACUUCUUAACAGAUCGUAUCCCUGCAAAUCUCAUUACAGGUAUUUUGGUAUACAAAGCUCACAGAAUCAUUGAAUCAUGUCAGGAAGCAUUUAUUCUUCGGCUCUAUCGACAGAAGAACAAACAGGGUUUUAUCAAGGCUUUCACAGACAAUGCAGUGGCCUUUAGUCUCGGUUUCUGUCGAGCGGAGCGAGUGAUGCGAAACUUGUUUGUUCGCAAGCUGUACCUCUGGCCCAGAUUCCAUAUAACAGUGAGCUCCUUCCUGGACAAGCACAAACCUGAAGUAAUAGAGCUGCACGUAUCUCUGACGCCCUCCAUGCUGGCUAUCCAAACUGCUAUAAUGGACGUAAUGAAUGCCUGCUUGAAAGAACUUAAACGCUACAACCCAUCUUUGGAUGUUGAGGAACUAUCUCUUGAGAAUGCUGUUGGACAGUCAUUUGAAAAGGCAAUGUGUUACUAUUUGGACCCAGUCUGGCACCAACUUGGUGCAAAAACCAGGUCUCUGGUGCAGGAUUUGAAGGUUCUUCGCACCCUGUUACAGUAUUUGACCCAGUAUGACUGUGUUACUUUCCUCAAUCUACUCGAGUCUCUUCGAGCCACAGAGAAAGCUUUUGGACAGAAUUCAGGAUGGUUGUUUCUGGAUGCCAGUAAUACGAUGUUUGUGAAUGCUCGAACCAGAGUGUACAAGCGUCCAGAGGCAAAGCUUAAAAACACAGGAGACGUGGUAAAGACUGAACCAAAAGAAAUGAACAAGAAAGAGGAAAAGAAGGAUCUUGUCUUGGAGACAAACCCGAAGUGGGAAGCCCUAAGUCAAGUCCUAACAGAGAUCAAAAGGGAAAAUGAGCCCAGUGAAGCAUUGACAGAAUCAGGUCAUGUGCUGAUCUGUGCCAGUGAUGAUCGGACCUGUGCUCAGCUGAAGGAGUACAUCACCGUUGGAGCAGGAGACUUGUUAAUGAGGCUGUAUAAUAAAACCUUCAGGAAGAACGAGAAGGCAGAGGAUGCAGGGGUGACCUGCAUAAAAGAUCGGAAGCCUGGCAAAUCCAAGGCGAGACUGAAACCUGACAAUGGACCCCAAAUGAAGAAAGCCAAAACAGAGACUGGUAGAAACAGGAAGAAACCAGAAUUAACAUUGACCCAAAUGGUAGGAAGAGAAAAUGAAGAAAGUUCUAAGAAGAUAAAGGAAGGAGAGGAGGAAGAGGACAAUGAAGAAAAUGUUAGCCUGGAAGCCAGCACUGAGGAAACCGAAUCUGAGGGUGUGAUCCUGAAGUUGCCAACAGAUGCUUGCUAUGGAAUCCUGAAGGAGCCACUCAUUGUCAUCCACCCUUUACAGGGCUGCAGUGACCCAUAUAGUCUGUCCCGUGUACUGCAUGAAAUCGAGCCCCGUUAUGUUAUAUUAUACGAUGCAGAACUGACAUUUGUCCGCCAGCUGGAGAUUUACAGAGCAAGUAGGCCUGGCAAGCCUCUUAGGGUUUAUUUCCUAAUAUAUGGAGGCUCUACAGAAGAGCAACGAUACCUAACCAAUCUGAGAAAAGAGAAAACAGCUUUUGAGCUCUUGAUAAGAGAGAAGGCAAUGAUGGUUAUCCCUGAGGAGAGAGAGGGAAGAAAUGAUUUAAAUCCAGAUCUUGCACGGAAUGUUGCCCUACCAGCUGCUGUUACAGACACAAGGAAAGCAGGUGGCCAGGCUCAGAAGAAAGAGCAACAGCGUAUUAUAGUGGAUGUACGGGAGUUCCGCAGUGAACUUCCUUCCCUGAUACAUCGGCGGGGCAUUGACAUCGAGCCAGUCACCUUGGAGGUUGGCGACUACAUUCUGACUCCUGAUAUCUGUGUUGAGCGCAAGAGUGUGAGUGACCUGAUUGGCUCUUUAAACAGUGGUCGCCUGUACACUCAGUGCAUCACCAUGUCAAGGUACUAUAAGAGGCCUGUCCUUUUGAUUGAAUUUGACCCCAACAAGCCCUUUUCCCUAAAUUUCAGAGGAUCUGUACACCAAGAGAUUUCCAUUAAUGACACUACAUCCAAACUUACCUUAUUGACUCUUCACUUUCCCAAGCUGCGUGUCCUCUGGUGCCCCUCCCCGCACGUUUCUGCUGAAUUGUUUGAGGAGUUGAAACAAAACCGUCCUGAGCCUGAUGCAGCCACCGCCCUGGCUGUCACGACCGACUCGGAAAUGGUUUCUGAGUCGGACAGGUACAAUCCAGGCGCACAGGACUUUCUGCUGAAGAUGCCUGGAGUGAAUGCUAAAAAUUGCCGGGCCCUGAUGAACCAAGUGAGGAGCAUUGCAGAACUGGUGACAAUCUCUCAGGAGCGAUUAGCAGAAAUCUUAGGGAAUGCCAACAAUGCCAAACAGCUCUGGGAGUUUAUUCACUCUUCGUAUUUGGACCAUACAGCACAGGGAAAAAAUAGAAAGUGACAUUCAGAGUGGAAGGAUUUUAAUGGACACUUCUGUGUUUUCAGUGUUUACAGAAAUUCUGAGCCCAAUGCAACAAUCGUUUUAAGGAGGUGUCAGCAUAUUUAAUUACAUUAAAGUUCGUACCGUUGUAAAAAUAGCAAAACUUUAUGACAAAAAAAUUUGUUACAGGUUUGUAAUUCAUUUGGGACUACCAGCAGGAACUCUCUGUGUAUUUACUAUAAUCCCACAGGGAGCUCCAGAUUCAACGGUAUGAGCUGGUUUCCUGGCCCUUAUUAGUUUGCUGCAAUGAGAUUUGACUGCAACUAAUACCGAAUCUUUUCACAUGUAUUUGAUUCACUAGAGAAAGAUGAAGAAAUGCUAAACAAAGCAGGACAGUGGAAGUUAAAUAUUACCGUAGAAGUUGAUCUUUCAGCCUGCUAUUUUCAGCAGGGAGACAGCUUUCCAUAGCCUUGUCAGUGAGUGCUGGUAAACCAAACCAUUGUGUGUCGGUAGCUGAAUAUGAUCAGCUGAGGUACUUUUUUUCAUUGGUCUGCAUGUGUUAAUGAACUGUAGAUUUUUGAAGCUUUGCCCAUGACUGGUUACACUUUUGUUUAUUUACAUUAUAUCCCAAGGAGUCUUGGCUUCAGAAAGGUGUUUUAUCAACCUGAUUCAUCCCUCUACCUGUGGUUUUCAUGCUGUUGUUGAAGUUGUUAGCAACUUUUAUAAAAGGCAACCUAAGGUAAUGGGAAUCUUCCUGAGGUUUAACUCCAUGAAAUAUUUCUUUUUAAUCCUAGAAGAUCUGUAGCUGCAUUACUUAGCUUGUUAGACCACUGUCAGGGGUUGGGGUCCCGAGUAAUUCAAGUAGUGUCAGUUGUGACUCACUCGGUACCAUUCUCACCCUUGAGGCAGAAAGUUUUGGGUUCAAGUCCCACUCCAGGACCUGAGCACAAAGAUCAAAGCUGACACUCCAUUGCAGUACUGAGGAGGUGCUAGACUGUUGAAGGCGCUGUCUUUCAAAUGGGACGUGAAAGCGAGGACCUGCCUGCCCUUGGGCGGAUAUAAAAAGUCCCACGGCACAAUUUGAAGAACAGCAGGGGAGUUAUCUCCGGUGUCCUGGCCAAUAUUUAUCCCUCAGUCAACAUCACAAAAUCAAAUUAUCUGGUCAUGACACAUUGUUAUUUGUGGGAGCUUGCUGUGUGUAAAUUGGCUAUGAAAGUUCCCAUAUUACAACAAGAAUUGCACUUCAAAAGUAUUUCAUUGGCUGUAAAGCUAUUUGGAACACCCUUUAGUCGUGAUGGAUGUUAUAUAGAUGCAAGUCUGUCUUUUUUCAGUGCCCGCUUGAUGGUAUGGAUUUUGGAUCAGGAGCAAAUUAUGCUGUGGCAUUUAGCAAUAAGAUUUCAUAUAAUGAACUUUUCUGGCAUGGUUGUGGGUGUGUUUCUAGAGCUUUUUAUGAUAAGUGUGAAGCCUUGAAAGGAAUGUUUUGGAUUUGUUUCCUCUUAUUCUUUGAUACUGUUUCAAAUGGAUAGUUAGGAUUUUAUGUCUUACGCGGUACAAAAAUUAUUUAAAAAUAUAUUAUAUGGCUCCUGGGACUUUAGGAAAUGUUAUUUGGUUCAUGAGUUGAAAGACCAUCUUGCCUCAUUGUAACACAAAUGGAAAAAUGUUCAAUUUUGAAAUGUUAAAACAAAUUAAAUUUUGAUAGACUGAUCUUGGGGUUAAUAUUAGGACAAGGAAGGGAUAAUAUGAAGCCUCUUCAGGAAAGCUUUUUUAAAAAAAAAUAUGAAUAAACUUAAAGUAAUGGGGAUUGUAAUGUAUCUUUAGGACCAGGGUAAGUUAAAGGAGGGAGAGCUGCUAAAAUAGUGCAUCAAUAUUGGUUGUACUUAUGCAUUUUGAUAUUAUGUGUAUGUAUUCAUUUUAUAAACUGGUUGAUAAUAAAAAUGUUCAAAGAAGCUAAAA